UAUGUGUGGGUAUAUAUAUAUAUAUAUAUAUACAUAUAUAGCAAUUACAUUCACAAUUGCAUGUGUUUGGAAGACGAAUUCAAGAUGUCCCAUUUGGGAGUGCAAUUGCUUAUUCAAGAUCGCCAUGUGGUGAUGGACAACGGCAUUGUCCAGGUGACUCUAUCAAAGCCAGAAGGCAUUGUGACUGGCAUUCGAUAUAAUGGCAUUGACAAUCUACUUGAAGUUCUUAACGAUGAGUCCAACAGAGGAUAUUGGGAUCUUGUAUGGAAUCCACCAGGAAGUUCCUCGGGGAUAUUCGACGUGAUUAAAGGAACAAGUUUUAGCGUGGUAGUUCAAAGUGACGAGCAGGUGGAGCUCUCGUUCACGAGGACUUAUGAUCCCUCCCUUGAAGGCAAGCUCGUUCCCCUCAACAUUGAUAAAAGGUUUAUAAUGCUGAGUGGUAGCUCGGGCUUCUACUCUUACGCCAUCUACGAGCACUUGAAGGACUGGCCGGGCUUCAGCCUCGGCGAAACGAGGAUCGCUUUCAAGCUUAGGAAGGACAAGUUCCAGUACAUGGCAAUGGCUGACAAUAGGCAAAGGUACUUGCCGCUUCCGGACGACCGUAUACCACCACGAGGCCAACCACUUGCUUACCCUGAAGCUGUCUUGCUCGUCGACCCGAUUGAACCUGAUCUCAAAGGGGAGGUGGACGACAAAUACCAAUAUUCGUGUGACAACAAAGACAGCAAGGUGCACGGUUGGAUCUGCAGUGAUCCGCCGGUGGGAUUCUGGCUAAUCACUCCCAGCAAUGAGUUCCGAUCCGGCGGGCCCCUCAAGCAGAAUCUCACCUCCCACGUCGGCCCCACCACCCUAGCGGUGUUUCUGAGUGCCCAUUACACGGGAGACGACCUGGUGCCUAAGUUCCAAGCCGGAGAGGAGUGGAAGAAAGUGUUUGGCCCUGUGUUUCUCUACGUCAACUCCGUCACCGAUCCUGUCGACCACCUUUUUCUCUGGGAGGGUGCUAAGCUACAGAUGAUGGUGGAAGUAGAGAGUUGGCCUUACAGUUUUGUGGCUUCAGAAGAUUUUCCCUCCUCAGACCAACGAGGCAGUGUCCGUGGCAGAUUACUAGUCUUGGACCGGUACGUGAGCGACGAUUAUAUAUCCGCGAAAAAUGCCUACGUCGGGUUAGCUCCACCGGGCGAUGUCGGGUCGUGGCAACGCGAAUGCAAGGACUACCAAUUCUGGACUAGAGCGGACGAGGACGGGUAUUUCUCCAUCAACAACGCAUGGGCCGGAGACUACAAUCUCUACGCAUGGGUCCCUGGAUGCAUCGGCGAUUACAAGUAUGGCGUUCCAAUCUCCGUAACACCAGGCAGCAACAUCGACGUGGGCGAUCUCAUAUACAAGCCCCCAAGAGACGGGCCAACAAUGUGGGAAAUCGGCAUCCCCGACCGCUCCGCGGCGGAAUUCUAUGUGCCUGAUCCCGACCCCAAGUACAUCAACAGGCUCUACGUCAAUCAUCCUGAUAGGUUUAGGCAAUAUGGACUAUGGGAUAGAUAUGCCGAGUUGUAUCCCGAUGGAGAUUUGGUUUACACCGUCGGCGCUAGUGACUACUCCAAGGAUUGGUUCUUUGCGCAGGUUAAUAGGAAGAAGGUUGAUAAAACAUAUCAGGGCACAACAUGGCAGAUCAAGUUCGCCCUCGCGAACGUGGACAAGAACGGUGUUUACAAGCUCCGGAUAGCGCUCGCGUCUGCCACGCUUUCCGAGUUACAGGUACGGGUAAACAACCCGAAGUCGAACGCGGUGUUCUCGACCGGAUUGAUCGGGAGGGACAACUCGGUCGCGAGGCACGGGAUCCACGGGCUCUACUGGCUGUACAGUGUGGACAUCAAGGGGACUUUGCUUAGCGAAGGGGACAACAUCGUCUUCCUCGCGCAGCCGAGGAGCAGCAGUCCGUUCCAGGGGAUCAUGUACGACUAUAUUCGUCUCGAAGCUCCUUCGCCGUCACCAUCCACUUCAAAGGCGGCAGCAUCAUGGCCACAUGUGUGCAGUUGAUGUUUGGCCAAUGGCCAUGCUUUGUGAAGGGGAAAUAAAUUAAAGUUCAGGGUCGUUUUAGCAAACUUGAUUUUCACGUUGGUCUGUGCUAAUAAAGAUUUUAGAUGCACGUAAGCGAUGAGGUAAAAGAAGUUCUGCAUUGGGUCCUUGAAGCUAUGUACUUUUCUCGAUAUAGUCCUUAGAACUUGGAAUUUGCCCGAAAUCGAGUCCUGAAACUUGCGAUUAUUUUUCAUUGAGGUCCAUCCAUCUCCAAAUUUCGACAUAGUGAAGUUGACGUGGC
Molecule: messenger RNA, 2314 nt
Organism: Syzygium oleosum
Lineage: Eukaryota; Viridiplantae; Streptophyta; Magnoliopsida; Myrtales; Myrtaceae
Exons: 15
Coding region: 61-2034 (657 amino acids)
Biological process (GO): carbohydrate metabolic process
Molecular function (GO): carbohydrate binding; catalytic activity
Source: RefSeq, a predicted model, not a curated record